UUAUUUUACAGCUUUGUUGUCAUGAGGACUCUUACGGAAGCUAUUAAAGAAAAAUAUGAAGACACUGGACUGGAUACAGAUUCUGCUGUGGGAAUGGUCAAGGUUUACGCUCCCAGAAAGAGAAACAUCAGCUCCUCAUCAGAUGAUUUACAGCUGCCUCCAAGACUUACCAUGGAUUAUGAAAACAUAGACAGUGUUGGGGAUGAAACAUCCUUAAGCCAUAUGUGCAGAUAUGUUAAGGAGUUAGACCUCACUAAAAACUGUAUGAAAGACUGGAAACAGGUGUUCAAGGUGCUGGAGCUAAUUCCCCAGCUGGUGUUUCUCAACAUGACAUCAAAUGACCUUAGCAAGGACACCCUGCCAGCAGACUGCCAGGGACGCUCAUUUCAUUACUUGGAGACACUUAUACUGAACAACACAAAUGUCACCUGGGAUGAACUGUCAACUAUCUUGCCAUGCUUUCCUAGGUACGGUAUUCUUCAGGAGUUACACCUGAGUAUGAACCAGUACUCAAGCGUUGAAAUUCCUUCCGGUUUCUGUCACCCAACAUUAGUGCGACUCUACAUGAACGACUGUGAUAUAUCUGACUGGCACAAUUUCUCAAAACUGGGCCAGGCAUUUCCAAACUUGGUCUCAAUGACCAUUAUUGACUGCAAUAUCAAAGUGUUGCCUGACGAGGCUUCCUUUACAGAGUUCUCAGCUUUAACUUGCCUAAACUUAAGUCAUUCCAAUUUUGAAACUUGGGAAGAGAUUGACAAGUUCAGGAGAUUUCCGGUCCUUUCAAGUCUUCGAAUAACUGGCGUACCAUUUUUAGAGGAGACUGAGGCAUUUGUGCGUAGGCAGCAGUUGAUAGCUCGUCUUCCUAAUGUGACACAGCUCAACGGCAGCAACAUUUCCGACACUGAGAGGGAAGACGCAGAGAGGGCAUUCAUUCGUCUCUACAUGGAGACUGAUCACCCACCUGAAAGGUAUGCAACACUGGAAAAGAAGUAUGGCAGGCUGGAUCCCUUGGCCAAUGUUGACCUGUCCAUCAGCAGGAGCAUGAAUCUUCUGGUAAAAUUUGAAGACAAAAGCGAGUUCAUGGAUAUAAACCUCCAUCAAACAUUUGGAGAGCUGAAAAAAAUUCUCCGGAACUUCACACAAGUUCCACCAAGUCAGUUCGUGGUCUACUAUGUGGAGAUGUUUGAAGGAAAUCCAAAGGACACCAGAAAGUUGGUUUUACCCAAUCUGUCUCUGUUGUCACUGAAUAUGAAAAUAGGGGACGAGAUUCAUAUUGACAGAAAAUGAAUACCUUGGGUAUACUUAAAACUUAAAGAGUAUCAGAUCUUAAAGUGGUAAUGCGUUGUGACUUAAUCAAAUUAAUGUUUGUGGAAUUGACCUCAAUAAAAAUAGAUUUAAUUUAUUCCUUUAAGCCUGCAAUCCUGUGGUAAAUUUUUCAAAGCUUAGCGCUUGUGUGCUUUUAACCUAUUUACAUUUGUAACUGUGUGAUUGUUACUUGUAUGCAUUCGAACAAGCUGUUUUUGAAAUAGUCAGUGUUUGUUAGAACUUUGGCCCUUGUAAACAAUUAUAUUAAUAUUACCUACUUCCUGUGCUUCAUGUUGACAAUGCCUUCCUUGUCAGUUCUAUGUUGAAUAGCGGGUCUGUAGACCAAUUUGUUUUUGUGCCAUAUUUUGAAGACGCUUAAUCCUACCAACCUUUCUUAUUGUUCUAUAAUUACUGUUGUUAAAGAUUGUUGUCAGGAUAUAUAGUAUAGCAUUGUCAUUGAUUUAUGUUGUUUGUUACAUUCUUAUGGUUUUAGGUUUUAUUCAGAAUACAUUAGGCUUAAAGCCCACGAGUACAAAAUUG
Molecule: messenger RNA, 1845 nt
Organism: Dreissena polymorpha
Lineage: Eukaryota; Metazoa; Mollusca; Bivalvia; Myida; Dreissenidae
Product: tubulin-specific chaperone cofactor E-like protein
Exons: 8
Coding region: 22-1287 (421 amino acids)
Source: RefSeq, a predicted model, not a curated record